AUGAUUCGUCUAUUUUUCACACGGAUACUAUUGCUUACCGUAAUACCGACCGUUUAUUCAAAAUUAAAUUGCACAAAAUGUCCAUUUUACAUCGAACCUAAAGGUCAUACGAAUUGUACAGAAACAUGCGAAGGAGACGUUUGUUAUAUCGUAGUGAAUCAAUUUUACAAUGGAACGAAGAUUGCGGGUUGUUUGGAUCUUUACGAAGGGGACACAUUUAAGGAAGGACCGGCUAUAUGCUACAGGGAAGAGUAUCAGACGUCCUGCGCUUGUAAUACAAGCGAUUUCUGUAACAGCCCUACUUCUCCAAUCGCAAAUUUCAACUUCACGGAAAGCCCAAUCCUCCAAGGUUAUCAGUUGCAACCACUAGUAGGAGGAGGCAGAAAUCCACCUGAAGGUGUUCCCGAUCUUGGAAUUCUAACUCCAAGUCCUGAAAUCGAAAGUCAAGGAGUGAAGCCAGGCGACGAUCACUACGCUCCAACACCGAAUGGAGUACCUUUGGAUGUCGCAACGACGACGACAUCAGUGAUAGUUGACGUCAACACGACGAAGGAGACUGACGCAAAAACGAAAACUUUCGAACAAACAUCCACAACAGCAUCAAAAACCACUACAAAACCAAAUCCAUCAAGUGAGACAACGACGAAAGCGAAGACGGAAACUACGGCCCGCCCCAAAUCAGCUCCGUUCACGUUUUCACCAGUUGUGGUGAUAGUUGCAGUCUCUCUUACUUUCUCUGUUAUAUUUUGA
Molecule: messenger RNA, 750 nt
Organism: Necator americanus (New World hookworm)
Lineage: Eukaryota; Metazoa; Nematoda; Chromadorea; Rhabditida; Ancylostomatidae
Exons: 7
Coding region: 1-750 (249 amino acids)
Source: RefSeq, a predicted model, not a curated record